AUGAAGGUACACAUGCACACAAAAUUUUGCAUCAUUUGUUUGCUGACAUUUAUCUUUCAUCAGUGCAAUCAUUGCCAUGAAGAUGGACAUGACCAUGGUCCUAAGGAGAAACGUGUACACUACCAUAAUGACUAUCAGAUCUCAAAUGCAUCCUACUUCCAGAAUGGAGGAACAGAAUCUAUGCCGAGUAAAUUUUCAACGCUGGAAGCUGAAAAUGAACAAAAAUACUACAUUGAAAAGAUUUUUGAUCGUUAUGGUGAAAAUGGAAGAUUAUCUUUUUUUGGCCUGGAAAAACUGUUAAUAAGCCUUGGUUUAGGAGAGGUAAAAGUAGUGAUGAUAAAUCAUGAUGAUAUUGGCCAUGAUCAUGUUUCUCACUUAUAUGCUUUAGAAGUACAGGAAGGAAAGCAUUCUCACUCUCGUAACCAUCCUCAUAGCCACUCAGAUACAGAAAACCAAACCACGAUCAGUAUGGCUGCAAAGAGAAAUCAUAAAUGUGACCCUGAGAGAGACGCAGUAGUGCCAUCAGUAAAAGAUGAUGGCAAACACAUUCAUGACCAGAGUCGCCAUCACCAUCAUCACCACCCUCGUCUACAUCAUCAUGACCAUAAUGGUACACAUCAUUCUCGUAAUGAUUCAGUUAGUCAUAGUGAACAUGGAGAACAGAACCAUGAACCUUCAACAGAGACAAAUACAACUCAGGAUCAGCCAGAAAGAAAACAACGGAAACAGAAGAAGAAGCAAAAGAAGAUCAGUGAGACUUCAGGAGAUGCUACACGGGAUUAUGCCCCAGAUCAUGAUCCAGGUGAUCAGUAUGAGCACAAUCGUGUUCAUAAACAUGAUCAUGUACAUGAUGCAUCUCACUUGCAUGUACACCAUCAUGAACACAGUAGUGAUCGUUCUACUAGUCAUGGACAUCAAGAUUCCAGUUUAGGUAAUGAGGAUGGACACCACCAUACCAGCAAGCGAGAGGCACCUCAUAAGCAGGUUAGUGUAAGAAAACAUGCUGUUUUUUCAACGCGUAGUCAUAAGGAUCAUAAUGAAGAUGGACGUGAUCGUGAAGAGUGCUUAAAUGUUACCCAGCUGCUACGGUACUAUGGUCUGGAAACCAGCUCUCCAAUAUCUCCUGAAUUGUUUAUAUACAUGUGUCCUGCUUUGCUAUACCAGAUUGAGAGAAGGCUUUGUAUUGUACAUUAUGAUGAGCUUGAAGAUUUUAUGAAAAGUAAAAAUGCAUCAAUUGAGAAUAAAGAUAAAACAGGUGCAUCAGCUUGGUUUUGUGGUAUCAUCUCUAUCACCGUCAUUAGCCUGCUUUCCUUGCUAGGUGUGAUCUUGAUUCCCAUCAUUAACCAAUGGUGCUUCAAAUUUCUUCUAACUUUCUUGGUAGCUCUGGCUGUAGGAACAAUGAGUGGAGAUGCACUACUCCAUCUGUUGCCACACUCACAUGGAGGCCACAACCACAGUCACCACCAUGGCCAAGGUCAUGUUCAUGAACACAAGCGUUCUCAUCGACAUGCCCACGGACAUGGAGUACGGACGGAAGGCUUUCUAGAAGAAAAUGAUCCAGUGCUGAAAGGUCUUGUGGCACUUGGAGGCAUUUAUGUUUUGUUCAUCAUUGAACAUUGUAUAAGAAUGUACAAGCAUUACAAUAAACAAAAGAGUAAGCAGAAAUGGUGCAAGAAAAAACAGACUGAAGAAUCGCCAAUUGGAAGGAAACUUUCCGAUCACAAGUUAAAUAAUAGACCAGAUGCUGACUGGCUUCAGCUCAAACCCCUUGCAGGAGCAGACGACUCAGUUUUAUCUGAAGAUCGACUCAAUGAAACUGAACUAACUGAUUUAGAUGGCCAGCUGGAAUCCCCUCCCAAAAACUUCUUGUCUGUAGAAGAGGACAACAAUAUGCACCAUUCUCACAAUGAUGUCUCACAUGCUGCUCAAGAGCAUGAUCUUCAUGAUUCAGAGUAUGACAGCCAUGGCGAAGAUAAAAUGAUAGCUAGAAAACACAGUCACCACUGGCAUCACAAACAUUCCCAUCAUUCCCAUGGCCACUGUCAUUCUGGAAAAGACCUGAAAGAUACUGGGAUAGCUAAUAUUGCUUGGAUGGUAAUUAUGGGAGAUGGCAUUCACAACUUUAGUGAUGGCUUAGCAAUCG
Messenger RNA from Fulmarus glacialis (Northern fulmar), 2143 nucleotides. RefSeq names its product solute carrier family 39 (zinc transporter), member 10 (gene SLC39A10). Gene Ontology annotation, biological process: positive regulation of B cell receptor signaling pathway; zinc ion import across plasma membrane; intracellular zinc ion homeostasis. NCBI's taxonomy places the organism in Eukaryota, Metazoa, Chordata, Aves, Procellariiformes, Procellariidae. The record is from RefSeq and is a predicted model, not a curated record. The annotation marks the transcript as partial. The transcript is spliced from 6 exons. Gene Ontology annotation, cellular component: membrane. Gene Ontology annotation, molecular function: zinc ion transmembrane transporter activity.